Molecule: messenger RNA, 414 nt
Organism: Necator americanus (New World hookworm)
Lineage: Eukaryota; Metazoa; Nematoda; Chromadorea; Rhabditida; Ancylostomatidae
Exons: 5
Coding region: 1-414 (137 amino acids)
Cellular component (GO): vesicle; cytoplasm
Molecular function (GO): cysteine-type endopeptidase inhibitor activity
Source: RefSeq, a predicted model, not a curated record
AUGUCGCCUCCUGUUUUUCUCCUCCUUUGGAUCGUCACGUUUGUCGACAGUCAGAUACUGUCGGGGGGGAUCGGAGGACCCAAGCCUCUCAAUCCAAGUGAUCCUGAGAAUAUGGAAAGAGCGUGGAAAGCUGUGAAUGCUGUCAACGAAAAGGUCAACGACGGAGACCAAUUAAUGGUUCCAAUCAAGGUUGAGAAAGCUGAAGCAUAUGUUGUAGCUGGUAGGAAAUACAUCUUUGAAAUACUCUACGGGGAAUCUACAUGCAAGAAAGGACAAACAAGUACAAUCAAUUCUGCCAACUGCCCACUGAAACCAAACGGGCACCAAGCAUUGUACGAAGUCGUGCUGUGGGAGAAGCUAUGGGAGAAUUUCGAGCAGUACACUGUUAAGAAAAUCCGAGAUGUGCAUGCCUGA